UUAUUUCCGUGCGGUGUUCUUGUUUACAUUGUUUAUAAUCAUAAUAUCUAAAGAAAAAACCAUCAAAAUAAUGGUUUCGACUCGCGGCAUCAAGUACAAAUUUGCCGUAAAUGAAAGAGUGUUGUGCUAUGAACCAGAUCCAACAAAGAAGAAAGUCCUCUACGACUCUAAGGUUAUUGCCAUUUUCGAUGGCAAAGAUAGACGUGGUAAAAAGUCCAAAGUCGAAUAUCUCAUCCAUUUCCAAGGAUGGAGCUCCAGCUGGGAUCGUCGAGUCUGUGAAGAAUUCGUUCUGAAAGAUAUCGAUGAAAAUCGUCGACUACAAAGGGAGUUGGCCGACAAAGCUCAGCUGCAAAUUGGUGCCUAUUUGUACCGUAAAGAGCGCACAAAACGAAGCCGAGAGAUGAGCAGCGGUAGCAAUUCAGAUUCGAAAGGGAAAAUUCAGAAAAUGGCCGAAGAACCGUCGUCGUUGAGCAAUGGUCUUUCGAUUGCAUCGAUCGGUAACAGUGAAUUCGUUGAACGUUUGUUGGCAAUAAAACAGGAGCCGGGAUUGGAAGCAACGCCCAGCAUCGUUGAAAAUGACAACAAUCGGCUCUUUCUGCACAUUGGCGAAAAGCUGAGAAAUUUCUUGGAAUUUGAUUGUGCCAUGAUAACGAAAAUGGAAAAGCUGGUCAAUCUGCCCGCUCAAAUUCCGGUCGUCACUAUACUGGAGAGUUUCGUCAAACACAUAUCCAUCAAGGCACUGAGCUGUCCCACGCCUGUACAUGCUUUGAGGAAAAGGAGCAACAACGGCAAAGGAGACAAGCGAGAAAAGGAUUACGAGAAAUUGAUUAACAGCAUCAACUUACGGAAGGAGGUCGCAGACGGCCUGAGGCUAUACUUUGAUUUCACACUGAAGGAUCAUUUGUUGUACGGCAACGAAAUGGAACAAGCGAACACAUUGCUGUCCGAGGAUUAUUUGACAAACUUUACUUAUAUUCCAUCGAAUCGUCAAUUUCUCGACUCCCUGACAAUCAAACAGGACUCGCUGGGAACACCUGCCGGUUCUGAAAUAUCUGAACCCGCUCAAAUCAACAACGUGGAAAUUUUCGACGAAUCUCGAUAUCUCAGCAAACGCAGACUUCGGUCGCACAAGAAAAUGGAAAAAGAAUUUCUCUACGAAAUUGGCAUGACAGCGCCAUCAUCACCGAUGGAUUGUAAAUUUGUGUCCAGCACCAGCACCAGUUAUGACAUCAUACCCACCACGUCGAAUAUGGUACCGUCACAGGGUUCAAAGUCGAAGGAAAUUCUAAAAUCGGUUAUGUCGUGGCAAUUGCUUCAAUCGGAUGCACCGCCGAAACCAAGCAUGAUUUAUGGGGCAAUUCAUUUGGCAAGGCUAAUAGUUAAACUACCAGAAUUUUUGAACAGUAGCGCUAUUUCCGACGCUAAGCUUAAAGUUCUGCUGAGUCAUCUGGACGUGUUUAUGGAAUUCAUGGAAUCGCACAAGGAAUGGUUCUCAGCAUUGAAUUAUAGAGACGUGAAUAUGUGCUCGUCACCCGACUAUGACACCAAGGAGAAUAUUAUUCGAAUCGAUAUGCCAAUGGAUAAUCAUGUGUAUGCUGGUCAUCAUGGUGGUGCACGAAUUAAAAUUGAACGCUGAACGGAAGGUAAGAGAUUGCCACAAACCGACUGAUCGACGACCUGAAACUGUGAAAUAACAUUUAUAAAAGAACUCACGUUGUCGAUGGACGUAAUUAACACUUUUGAAGCAAUAACUUUGAGAAGGUUAUUGCAUUUAUAGACCAACAGAAUUAUUGUAAAAUGACUGGAAAUAUACUGAGUCUAAUGUU
Molecule: messenger RNA, 1826 nt
Organism: Bradysia coprophila
Lineage: Eukaryota; Metazoa; Arthropoda; Insecta; Diptera; Sciaridae
Gene: msl-3
Product: male-specific lethal 3
Biological process (GO): regulation of DNA-templated transcription; chromatin organization
Cellular component (GO): nucleus; NuA4 histone acetyltransferase complex; MSL complex
Source: RefSeq, a predicted model, not a curated record